AUGUCCUCAUACAAUUCGGCUGACCAGCUUGAAAAGUCCGUUGCCGCUCAUGAAGAGGGACCGCGUGUGGAGCGCGUGCGCACCAAGGGCGGCCAUGAAGACGAUAGAUCUCAACCCGCUCUCCCAGUGGUGCACCGGUCAUUUGCAAACCCAGCGCCCUUGGGACUACUCUCUUUCGCAACGGGAAUAUUCCUCAUUUCUGCUUACGGCGUCCAUGUUCGAAACAUCUAUACCCCCAACGUCCUCGUUGGCAUGAUUACGUUCUUUGGAGGAGUAUGUCAGUACCUGAGUGGCAUUAUGGAAUUUAUCUCAGGGAACACGUUUGGAGCCACGGUCUUCUCAUCCUACGGAGCUUUCAACGUCGCUUAUGCAAUGAUAUACAUCCCAGGUAGUGGAAUUCUUGCUGCGUACACCGAUAAGACAACAGGCCAAAUUAGCCCCGAGUUCAAUCAAGCUAUCGCCAUGUUUCUGUGGGCUUGGUUUAUCCUCACAGUAAUAUACACAGUCGCCGCAUGUCGAGCUUCAUGGGUCUUGUUUCUGGAUCUUGCCUUCCUUGACCUCGACCUUCUGUUGCUGGCUUGUGGCUAUAUGUUCAACCGCUCGUCAUUGCUUAUCGCUGGAAACUCGGUCGGUUUUGUGGUGGCAUUCUUGACCUACUGGGCCGGAGUUGCUGGACUCUACGCAGGGGGCGUCACGCCUUUCAACAUACCUACUUUUCCAAUGUACAAGGAGAAGAAAUGA
Molecule: messenger RNA, 741 nt
Organism: Cladophialophora psammophila CBS 110553
Lineage: Eukaryota; Fungi; Ascomycota; Eurotiomycetes; Chaetothyriales; Herpotrichiellaceae
Exons: 5
Coding region: 1-741 (246 amino acids)
Cellular component (GO): plasma membrane
Molecular function (GO): acetate transmembrane transporter activity
Source: RefSeq, a predicted model, not a curated record